Messenger RNA from Ahaetulla prasina, 772 nucleotides. Its product is annotated as actinia tenebrosa protease inhibitors-like. The transcript is spliced from 6 exons. Gene Ontology annotation, biological process: negative regulation of peptidase activity. The record is from RefSeq and is a predicted model, not a curated record. Gene Ontology annotation, cellular component: extracellular region. NCBI's taxonomy places the organism in Eukaryota, Metazoa, Chordata, Lepidosauria, Squamata, Colubridae. Gene Ontology annotation, molecular function: serine-type endopeptidase inhibitor activity. The coding region runs from base 54 to 674 and encodes 206 amino acids.
CACACAGUCUCUGCAGGCCAGUCAGCUUGCCUUCCUUCACCCUGGCCUCCCACAUGGCCCAGAUCCCUGCCGAGCCUUCCUUCGCCUUUCUACGCUGUCUCCAACAGUGCCCAGCUAUCUGCCUGUCUGAUAUAUGUCAACUUCCCAAAGAAGUAGGACGGUGCAAAGCUUCAUUUCCUAGAUUUUAUUUUAACACAGCAACAGGGAAUUGUGAGGGAUUCAAUUAUGGUGGAUGUGAAGGAAAUAAAAACAACUUCCUAACUCUGAAUCAAUGCAGAGCUGCAUGUCAGCGUUCUGAAACACCUUCAAAAUGCAAAUUAAAGGCCAGGAAAGGAAGGUGCAAGAGUAAAAUUCCUCGCUAUUAUUACAAUGCCUACAACAAGAGAUGCCGAUUGUUUAUUUACGGUGGUUGUGGAGGAAACGAAAACAAUUUUCAGACCAUCGCCCAAUGCAAGAAGGACUGUGAACCAUUUGGAAAUACCGGAAAACCUUUCUCUCCAGAUGUAUGUCAACUUCCCAAAGAUGCAGGACGGUGCAAAGCUUCGUUUCCUAGAUUUUAUUUCAACACAGCAACAGGGAAUUGUGAGGGAUUCAUUUAUGGUGGAUGUGGAGGAAAUGAAAACAACUUCCUAACUCUGAAUCAAUGCAGAGCUGCAUGUCAGCGUUCUGAGUAACAUUGACUCCAAUUCCUGAUCUUACUGAUGGGAUCCUCUGAGAGAUGGAGUGGAUUCAGCAUCUGAGGAAGGAAUCCAAAAUUCCACCGAGUCUCCCA